Equus caballus (horse) is the source of this 3592-nucleotide messenger RNA. It is a transcript of the gene GNG7, whose product is annotated as G protein subunit gamma 7. Gene Ontology annotation, molecular function: G-protein beta-subunit binding. Gene Ontology annotation, biological process: G protein-coupled receptor signaling pathway. NCBI's taxonomy places the organism in Eukaryota, Metazoa, Chordata, Mammalia, Perissodactyla, Equidae. Gene Ontology annotation, cellular component: heterotrimeric G-protein complex. The record is from RefSeq and is a predicted model, not a curated record.
CGCCGGCCCCGCCCCGAGGAGGGGAGCCGCGGUCGCUACCAGGCGGCGGGUUCGGCUGCGCGGCGGGGCUGAGGCGGCCGCGGUGGCCCGGGCGCAGGGGACAGACGUCUGGUUCCUGAACCGCGGCGCUGGAGACGGCCAGGCCUCGCACACAGGGGGAAGCGGUGCUCCUUGAUUAGAAAAAACUAAAAAAAGCUCUCUGGACGCCGGGGCCCAGAGCUGAUGGCAGACAAUGUCAGCCACUAACAACAUAGCGCAGGCCCGGAAGCUGGUGGAACAGCUGCGGAUCGAAGCCGGGAUCGAGCGCAUCAAGGUCUCCAAAGCCUCGUCGGAACUCAUGAGCUACUGUGAGCAGCACGCCCGCAACGACCCCCUGCUGGUCGGCGUCCCUGCCUCCGAGAAUCCCUUUAAGGACAAGAAGCCGUGUAUUAUCCUAUAGCUCUGCUUUCCUGUGUGUCCCCCGCCCCUCUCUGUCUCCGUCAGGGUGUCAUUCAGCACGUAGUCAAGCAAAGAGCUCGAGUCCCCAAAACUUUUAAUUCCAAAAGAAAUGCACAGCAUCGCCACCACCCACAUGGGGUAAAAGGCACCCUCUGGGUUUAUUGGGGUUUCCAGACCCAACGACGCGCCUCUCCCGGCCCGGCUGGAUGGGACGGUGGCUUCCCGCCACUUCCGACCAGGAAUCACUGGCGUGCCGGGCAAUGUGGUAGCGAUUUUUUAAGCCUCUUGGUUGCCCUUUGAGCUGGUGGCCCGGAGCCAGGCCGGGCCGGGAAGGGGCGCAGGCGGGUGAGUUUGCCACCAGCCCGCGCGAUUCUCGCACGAUCGGCCGUUUGUGAAAAGACUUUUCGCCAGAUCGAUGCUGCUGUGCUUUUUUUUUUUUUUCUCUUGAGCGGAGUAAAAUUGGGUGGGGGGAGGCAGGGGAGGGACAUAAGGAACUUUUCUGGGAAAAUUUCUCCUUCCUUCUUAAAAAAUUGUGAUUGCAUACUGCUCAAAUCAGACCUUGACAGCUGAGCUGAGGCUUAACUGUGCCGCGUAAUCAUGCACAGGUGGGUUUCUGCGGCCGCCAGGGGGGCUUUGUCUGCGAAACGCACCCCGUGUCGCCCAGUGCACCCCCGCUGUGUGGCGUUUUUGUGGCAUGCGUCGCUCGACCGCCACACCGUGGGCCCCGCCCUUUGCUGGGGACCCCGCGUGUCACCCAGGUGGCUGUAGCAUCACCCUGGGCGUUUUUCAGACAGAAAUGCACCCCGGGGAGGCUGGGGCCUGGGCGGCUGGUAAAAGGUGUGCGAUUGUCUGGAAGGAGGCAAGGGGCGUUCUGAGCAGAAUUCUCCAGCAUCCCGGCAGCCUCGGCAAGCUAAGCAUCCUGGAGUUGACAAGUUGGGGCCAGGGAACCUGUUUUAAUGACUUCUCCCCUGUUAGCCGCGGAGCAACCCCCUCCCCCGCCGGCGGCCGCGGGGACCCCACACAGCCCUGAACAUCCCCACCCGCCCUGUCACUCACCCUGGGCCCGGUGGCGAGAAACUGGUCCAGCUCUGCAGAGUCUGAGGGCCCCAUCCUCGCCUUCGGGGGCCAGAGCCUCGUGCCCGUGCUCACCCGAGCCCCCGGGGCAGCGCCAGGCUCUGAACUCACCUCGCCGGGAGGGUCGGGUGGGAUGCAGUGCGCGCGGGUGGGCGCCCCUCCCUCCCCCCCGCCGGCCGGCUUGCGCAGGCGCAGACCGCACGGCCGAGCCCCCAGUGCCCAGCUUCUCCGGCAGGUCCGGGAGCCCCAGGGGGCUUUGGGGAGCCCGGCUCCUGCAAAGCUGCGCUUGGAUGGGGACGCCACCAAGGGUCCCCGAGGCUGCAGCCGCCAGCCUGGGGGCGCCUCUCCCCACCCCCUGCAGAGCAGCAGGACGGAACAAAAGACUGUUCUGGAAACCCAGGCGCACCCAGGGGGAGGCCGGGGCGCGGCGGGGAUUAACCCCCAGACGCCUGGGGGCCGGGGGGCAGGUGGCAGAGCCGGGCUCGUGGAGGCCACGUCGGCCGGCGAGGGUGACCCCGGCCACCCGGCCCUUCCCACCUGCUGUCUGGUGACUGGUGGCCAGUGCCCCCCCUUUGCUCCGUGAAAGAAGCCUUAAUGCCUUGAGCCCGCGUCAGAUCCUUGCACGCCCGUCCUUCCUCCUGCGUCCCCCAGCAUCCCCGUCCUCCGGCCACUGGGCCCCAAAGCGGACGGGAGGUCCUGACUCCAGCCAGGAGCGCCCCAGGGGCCCAGCCCUCCCCUCUCUUCGUCCCCUGCCGUGCCAGCUGUGCCAAGCCCCGCCGUGUGUCCCCAGCCGAGUGACCCUGAAGAAGCCAGCAGGAAGCAAAGCCCCCUAGGACCCCCGGCUGAGGGAGGGGGGGCAUGAUCGCCCACCCCCCCAGGCCGGAAGCAAAUUCGAACCCAGGCCAGGGGGCGGGAGGAGGCUCCCCAGUCAGAGACCCCAGAGACCGAGCCAUCUGGGUAAACUGAGGCCCACGAGGGACAAGGACUGGCGGGCCCCCGCCCCAUCACCACACCUGCUCAGCUGCCUCCCCCUGAGCCCAGAUGCCCACAGCCUCAGACCCCAGGGAGGGGGCGAUGGACAGAAGCCACACCAUGGGUUUCCUUCUAGCUGAGAAAAAGGACCGCCCCACCCCUUAGAGUCGAUCUCAGCGCCAGUGCACUUGUGCUGUCCUGGCGAGAGCGGCUGGCGUGCAAACGGGGUUUUUGGGACUGUACCUGCCCAGCGAGGCAGCGGGCUGGCGGUGGUGGCAGCAUCACGGACCUUGGGGAAACCACCAUCGAAACUAUGUCAUGGGGGGGUGAUGAAGGAUACACAUGCACCCCCAAAAAAGGGCAGGGGUGGGAGACACGGAGCCCCCCUUUCUUCUGCAGCCUGUUCAGUGUUUCCAGGGGGCCCCGCCCAGCCCCUGACCGUGGGGGCACCUCCCCUCCCCUCCCCCACUCCAGGAAGGAGCCAGAAUGUGCACCCCCCCCCGCCACCCUCCCCCAAGGUGACCCCCAGGCCAAGAAUUAAAGGACUCGGUUGUGACCUCCAGCCCCAGGACAGUAGCCGCUGGGCCACACCAGGCGGAAGGUGCUGUCUUUCUUCUGAGGUCCCGGCCACUGAGUGGGGACGGUGGCAGGCCUCCAGGCAGCUCAUCCAUAUGUGACCAGCUGCAGCCCUGCCCGAGCUCUGGGGCGGGCAGGAAAAGGCCAUCGGACCACCGCCCCAAGCACGAGUAACCAGGGCCGUUUUCAGGCUGAGGUGAGGCCACCAAGGUCACUCUUAUAAAAAGCCAGCCCGCCACGGGGUCCCUGGACAAGAAGCCAUAUGCGGGUCACUCGCCCUCUUUCUCUGUCCCCCGUGGAAACCAUUGCCAAACAUUGUAAAGACCAGUCCCUGGUUUUCGCAAGAGAUCUGUGGUUCCAGCAGGUUCCACCCCGUCUGCAUUUGGAUGUCCCGUGGUUUUUAUUUCCGAUUUUUAAAAAAAAAAAAAUUCCAAGUGUGCCACACCCAGUUUCUCGCAGUGUUUUAAUAUUGUGUGGAAUCGUUAAUACAAAGUGAAUUAAUCCACAAUAAAGCAGCUCAGUGUUCCUUUUC